UAGUAAUAGAGUCAACCCAUCGACCCCGAUAACCUUCCUCGCAAUGCUCCCUAGCAAGCCUCGCACCAUCUUGCGAUCGGUGGCUCGUCACGUUUCGAGCCCAUCUAUCCACGCCCGUCCCCGACCGGCGUUACCUCCUAUCCCUAUCGCCCUCUCUCCCGUCUUCUCUCGACCCAACGUCGAGGCUCUGCAUGCGUUCCAGUGUAAUAGGCUCUUCUCGAGCUCUUCCAGGGCGUCCUCCGCUACGGUUGACAAGGUGCUGGGAGUCGCCGCGGCUUUAAAGGCUCAAGAGGACGAUGCGUUCCAGGUCAAGCCCGAGAUCUUUGACGAGUUUAGUUUGAAAGGACGGGUCGGUGUGGUCUCUGGAGGAAACGGCGGGCUGGGUCUCGAGAUGGCCGUCGCGCUGUGUGAAGCCGGCGCCAAGAUCCACGCGCUCGACCUCCCUGCCCAACCUUCUUCUGAUUUCCAUGCCUGCAUGGCCUACGUCGACAAGCUCAAGAACGGCUCCUCUCUCACCUACCAUCCGACCGAUGUGACCGAUCAGUCCCGGAUCUCUUCACUCGUCAUUGAUCAGAUCGCCCGAGAAGAGGGGAGACUCGACCUCUGCGUGGCCGCAGCCGGGAUCCUCGGACCGGCAGAGGGAGAGAGUUGUUUAAAGUACAGCAAGAAGGAUUGGGAGCGAGUCAUGAAGGUCAACUUGGACGGGGUGUUCUAUACCUGUCAAGCUGCGGCCAGGGGGAUGGUCGAGACCGGUUGCAAGGCGGGGAGCAUCGUCAUGAUUGCCAGUAUGAGCGGAAGCAUUACCAACAAGGAUCAACCUUGGGUCGCGUAUAACACGUCCAAAUCGGGCGUGCUGCAGAUGGCACGAAGUAUGGCGUGUGAGCUGGGCAAGGAGAACAUUCGCGUCAACACCAUCUCUCCGGGCCAUAUCUAUACCAAGAUGACGGCGGCUUUACUGGACGUACAUCCUGAAACUGGCGAUCUGUGGUCCAACUCGAACCCCUUGGGUAGGCUGGGUCAAGUCCAUGAGCUACGGGGAGUUGUCACCUGGCUAGCUUCUGACGCCUCUUCUUUCUGUACGGGUAGCGACAUUCUCGUUUCUGGUGGUCACCACUCCUGGUGAUCGCUCCCGGCCAGCGAGCAUUCUCACAUCAGAAGGAUAUCGGAUGAACCGUUGUAACCUGAUGAAAGGCAAGAGUUGUAAAAGGAAGCUUGUAUUCUGUCUCAAGGCGAUUUAUGAUGUAUGGUG
Molecule: messenger RNA, 1249 nt
Organism: Filobasidium floriforme
Lineage: Eukaryota; Fungi; Basidiomycota; Tremellomycetes; Filobasidiales; Filobasidiaceae
Product: NAD-binding protein
Exons: 8
Coding region: 44-1123 (359 amino acids)
Cellular component (GO): intracellular anatomical structure
Molecular function (GO): oxidoreductase activity, acting on NAD(P)H, oxygen as acceptor
Source: RefSeq, a predicted model, not a curated record